AUGACAUCCCCUCUCGACGUACAUUUUCACUGUGAACACCAUCGAUAUGGGCAAGAGAGUUCCCUGCAGGAUAUCACCUUAUAUUUUCCACGGCUCCUUGCGAAGACUAAUUAUUUGUCAAGUGUCUGGAUAAUUUUCAUCCACGGUGGCGCAUGGCGUGAUCCGGAGAUUACGUCCACCUCGAUUCAACCGACGCUGCAAUCACUUGUUUCCAAAUACGGCCCCGGAACUUUGCGUUCAGUCGCCGCUUUCGCAUCAAUCAACUAUCGUUUGACCGCGCAUCCUAAUUUUCCCCAGGAUCCCAGUACGACAGAACCAACCCAUUUGCGUAAUGCAGCUCACCCUGAUCACCUCAAUGACGUGCAGCGUGCAAUUGUUUAUUUACAGGAUAAGUACGGAUUUGGGGAAAGGUACAUUCUAGUAGGACACAGUUGCGGCGCCACUCUUGCUUUUCAAACUGUGAUGGGGAAAGUACCGAAAAUGGGACCUGAAAAUAGCGACAAUAUUCCAGAAAAAAUUGCACGUCCCAUAUCGGUAGUGGGAGUGGAAGGGAUCUAUGAUCUUUGUGCGCUCCGCGAUACUUUUGCAGAGUGUCCCAUUUACCAGGAGUUUAUCGAGGCUACGUUUGGCACUUCCGAAGACGUUUGGGAUGGAGUUUCGCCUGCAAAGGCUGCAGGGCAAGCUGGUAUUGAAGGCGGGUGGCAAAACGGCAGGCUGGCAGUGCUAGCUCAUUCCACGGCUGAUGAACUGACUGACAUGGGCCAGUUCAGAGCUAUGGCGGAAGUAGUGGAGAGGUGGAGAGAAGCGAAUACCCAAGAACGAAAGAAGGGCGUACUUCUCCUAGAUGACCUGAAAGAGGGUCAUGAUGAAGUCUGGAGUAAAGGGGAUGAACUGGCUCGAGUUAUUGCCGAGACGAUCGGUGAGCUAGCGAGAUUGGAGCAAGAGUGA
Paracoccidioides brasiliensis Pb18 is the source of this 948-nucleotide messenger RNA. RefSeq lists its product as uncharacterized. Gene Ontology annotation, molecular function: arylformamidase activity. The transcript has 2 exons. The record is from RefSeq and is a predicted model, not a curated record. Bases 1 to 948 code for a protein of 315 amino acids.